AUGAAGCACCCCCUGCCUCAAUGCCACCACCAAACAUGGGGGUCUGGUGAGGAGCCCCCCAGCCCCACCAGCAUCCCCCGCAGCCUCUGCCUGCACUGCAAGGAGCAAGAUGCCUUCUUCAGCCUCUUGGAAGACACAGUGGUGAAGGAGUUCUUCUCCACGGAUGUCUUUUGCAGGAUCUCUGAUAAGUACCUUUUGGCCAUGGCACUGACCUACUUCAAGCGCGCUAGGCUGCCCAUCAGCGAGUACACCCGCAUCAACCUCUUUGCUGCCCUGUACCUGGCAAACGACAUGGAAGAGGAUGAGGAGCACCACAAGUACCGCAUCUUCCCAUGGGCCUUGGGCCGCCGCUGGCGCCGGCUCUUGCCCCGCUUCCUCCGGCACCGUGACCGCCUCUGGGCCCGCAUGAGCUACCGGGCGGCCGUCAGCCGGCUCUGCUGUGAGGAGGUGAUGGCAGCUGCCCCCCAGCACUGGGCCUGGCUGCGGGAGCGCCCCCUCCAGUACGGCGGGGCCCUGCGCCCCCACCACCGGGACGAGGAGGAUGAGGAGGAGGAGGAGACCAACGGCUUCAUCCUCGGCUGCCCCAAAGGGCAUUGAAUUGGGUUGAAACCAGCCAAAAUUGGGGCCUCUCUGUGCACCUUUCUGUGGGUUUUAAUGUUCGAUUUUGGCAAUUUCCCCCCCUUAUUUAUAACCAAGAUGGAUAAAAUUCACCCCCAGUUGCUUGUUUUGUACUUGUUGCCUGAUGAUUUUCCCUCUUUUUCUUAGGGUUUUGCCUCAAAACUCUUGUAUCUCCCUCCUAUGUGAGGCUCAGCUCCCCCACCCCCUUUUUCACUCAAAAAGCAGGGAAAAUGGGAAACAGGAUAUUAAA
Melopsittacus undulatus (budgerigar) is the source of this 868-nucleotide messenger RNA. RefSeq names its product speedy/RINGO cell cycle regulator family member C (gene SPDYC). Gene Ontology annotation, molecular function: protein kinase binding. Gene Ontology annotation, biological process: positive regulation of cyclin-dependent protein serine/threonine kinase activity. The record is from RefSeq and is a predicted model, not a curated record. The transcript has 5 exons. The coding region runs from base 1 to 597 and encodes 198 amino acids. Lineage: Eukaryota; Metazoa; Chordata; Aves; Psittaciformes; Psittaculidae.